Asterias rubens (European starfish) is the source of this 4174-nucleotide messenger RNA. RefSeq lists its product as uncharacterized. The transcript has 13 exons. Gene Ontology annotation, biological process: RNA processing; adenosine to inosine editing. The record is from RefSeq and is a predicted model, not a curated record. Gene Ontology annotation, molecular function: tRNA-specific adenosine deaminase activity; double-stranded RNA adenosine deaminase activity; double-stranded RNA binding. Bases 142 to 3180 code for a protein of 1012 amino acids. NCBI's taxonomy places the organism in Eukaryota, Metazoa, Echinodermata, Asteroidea, Forcipulatida, Asteriidae. Gene Ontology annotation, cellular component: nucleolus; cytoplasm.
CGCUAUCGCAAUUACAAUACAAUCAACCAAGUCAAAGAAACAACAACAUCCAUCCUACCUCAAUGAUCCAUCCAACCAUGGAGAUGAUCCAACCAUUUAUUUCUACCUCUAUGAUCCAACCUACCUAGUUGCGAUAAGCCCAUGAUAAGAUUCAAGAUGAAACGUAAUGAUUUUUAUGAAGUGAGCGGGCAACAGCAGGGAUAUGGUCAGCAGACCCAAGGACAGCAGCAGAUGACACCUUCAAUUCAGCCUCACCAGAAGCUGAAUGUGAUAACAAGCAGGCAAGCUGAAGCGAUCCGUACCGGUGAGGAUGUAGGCUUGAACCCCAUCAUUGCAAAAGGUGCUCCAAAGAAGGUGGAUCCUGCACUCGUAGAAGAAUUCAUGUUGGGAAUGAAGAAUCCAGUCAUGGCUCUUAAUGAAUUCUGUCAGAAACAACGACUGUCGAUUAAGUUCCAGGAGGAAGCAGCUUGCUCUUCAGGGAGCUUUGUCAAUCUCAAGUUUGGCUCAGUUGCUAUCGUUGAUGGGGUACGACAUGCACAAGGCACUGGGAGAACAAAAAAAGAAGCUAAAAGUGAUGCUGCCAAAAAUGCCCUAUCCAGUGUACUUGGUCUGACCCCAGAUGAUGUCCAUGAACCAGAUUUAGGAACUGUGAUAUAUGACAGUAGAGGUCGCAAAGUUACUCUGUUGGAAGAGAGACCUGUGGCUAAAUCCAUGGUUGCACAUCCUGACACAGAGAAGAGCUAUAGUAGUGGUGGUCAUUAUCAGCUGAAUGCAACCCAUGCACCUACUGUCACAUCCAAAGAUGCUUGGAAUAUCAAUAAGCAAGAGAACUAUGCUGAGUAUCAAGUCAAAGUGGCUCAACAGGCAGACAUGGCUAAGCAGAGAGUCCAAGCUGUAAAUGUACAAGAGAAAAAGACUCCUCCUGCACCAUCCCCUGCCCAGACAUCUUCAAUAACCCCUCUACAAACAGCUGUACCAUCCCAUGUAACGACAGCUCCUGUGAACCACUUUGGCAGGGGUGUCCUCAACCAAGACAUAAUGAAAAACUGUUCCCAGGUUGUAUCACCUGGUCACCACCAAGGGCAACAGCAAGCACCUUAUCAGCAUGGAUAUACUGGUAUACAGAAUGCAGCUGAUCAAGGUUACCAGCCUCAAACAGCUGGUUUCCAACCACCAAACGAUACCACUAGGGCACAGUCUUCACACAGCACUCCCUCAGUUGGUAUCCAACAUGACAGUGUCCCAGGUAAAUCUAGUCAAAGUGCUCCAUCUGCCUGGAGUGUUGGUAUUGAUUCAGCUGACCAAUCUCAGAGGCAGUGUCAGCAGAGUUACUCUGAUGUAGACUCAUGGUCUUCAUCAAGUAGUGGACAAGGUAGCCAAGUAGCAGGAGGGUAUCUCCACCAGGGACAGUCAGGUUCAUACACAGUGCCAGCAAAUACCAAUGCAUUCCCAACAUUAAGUCGUGACCCUGCCGGUUCUAAACCACAUGCAUCUAAUUCUAAACAAACCUCCAAGUCCAAUCCACAGAGAGGGCAUAGUAUUAACUACCAGCCUUAUGUUGAGCCAUCCUUUGAUUUUGAAGGUGUUCCAGGUACUGCGUUUCCACAGUUUGGGGUCAAAAAAACAAUUACUGCUGCACGAGUCCUUGGUCAGCCACAACAACCAGGUUCUUUCUCAUCAUCUCAACAAUCUAGCUCCCAAGAUGGCUGCUUUCCUGAUCAAUCAGCCUCUGUAGUGUUAUCAAACAAUGACCAAUUCCAAGCUGCCUCUCAACAGAGCCAUACAGCAAAGCCUUACCCCUCAGAGUUUCAUGCUACUCAGCCACAAAAACCUCAACUCCCUGUAUCUCAACCCCAUGUACACCAAAGUCGUGCUCACCAACCCAAUGUACCCAAAGUUGUUGCAUCUCAACCUAAUGUGCACAAUACCCAUACACCUCAGCGUGACCCUCAGCCAACACCGGUUGAAAACACACAGUCUAUCCUGAGCUGUGGUCCGACAGUAGCUGAUCAAAUUGGUGAGAUUGCUACAAGUAUCCCCAGAGUUGGAGCACCGUUUUCAGGCUGUAAUCGGAUUGAGGCACGCAAGAGCUAUGCUGCGUUUCUGCUGCAGAAAAGUCCAAAAGGGAAACAUGAGUUGAUAAGUCUUGGCACAGGUGUAGGAGCAAUUAAUGGACGUAAUAUCAGCAGUGAUGGACGAUGUAUGAUAGACCUGAAUGGACUAACCAUUGCUCGUAGAGGUCUUCAGAGAUACUUCUAUCGUGAGCUCAAGAAUUAUUAUGAAGGUAACCGUCACAUCAGUAUCUUCACCAAUCAGGGUAGUAGUCAGCUACUGACACUCAAGGAAGGUGUUACACUACAUUUGUACAUGAAUGCUGCACCCAGCGGUGAUGGGGCUAGAUUUGUACGAGAUUGUAACGAAAGAAUCGCUGAAGCAGACCUGCAACUGAUGAUGUUUGGUGCUCACUACCCAGUUCAAGAACCAGAUACAGCACAGGGGAAGCUGACUGCGUUAUGUGCAGGUGGUGAGAUAAUUGCAGCAGAAGAAGUACAACAAACAGACUCGUUAGAUAUGGCUAAAAAACAGAAACCAUUCCGAGUGAUGUCCAGCAGUGAUAAGUUACUGGAGUGGAAUAUAAUUGGCCUCCAGGGGGCGCUCCUUAGUCUUUUCAUCCAGCCUGUCUACUUGGAUACCAUCACUUUAGGUAGUGACUAUGACCAUGGACAUCUUGCCAGAGCUAUAUGCUGUAGAGUAGAUGAUGAGUUAACAGACAGACUACCUGCAGGUUACAGCGUUCAUCACCCACUCAUCGGAAGAGUAUCUAACACACCUGCAGUUGAAGAUGACUUCAAGCUGGGAUUAAGUCUCAAUUGGUCAUUUGCAGACAGUCUAUAUGAAGUUGUUGAUGUCAAUAGAGGGCGAUGUACAGAGGGUUCGCCGUUCAGAAGUGGUGCUGUUGGAGCAAGUCGAGUCUGCAAAGCUGCUUUUUAUAGCCGUUUUAAGAAUGCCUGUGGCAUGGCCCAACGCUAUGACCUUCUGCAGGGUAGUAACUAUCAUCAGAGUAAGACGAUGUGUGUCGACUACCAACAUGGCAAGCAGGUCCUAACAGCUCAUUUGAAGCAGAAAGGUUAUGGUUCUUGGCUGCGUUUACCCUCAGAGAUUGGUGGAUUCUCAAAGUAGUAGAGAUCAUGAGCUCCGUUACUUGGCAGGAAUACAACCUGUACGUUGUUACCAUUAUAUGCUUUAUGAUGAGCCCAGGAAAUGCAACCAGAUCUUCUUAUUUUUCCAACUUGCAGAGAUUUCUACAUAAAUUGUGUAUAUAUUAAGGCAUUAAACUACUUCCCACAGAUGUUUUCAAAGAAUGCUUUUUGGUAAGAACAUACAGUUAUUGGUUGUCACAAUGAAACCAUGACUAUAAACCAAGUAGAGACAACAGGUGUCCGCAUACAAUGCACCGGGUUGUUUUUUCUCUUUCAAUCAGCUGCCCUCUGUUGGGGUACGUUCAGACGAGGAACUAAACCAAAAGUGCUUAAAUAACCCUCCGUUGAAAUGCGCAAAUAAGGUCUGCGAUCAGGGUUAAUUUGACCCACAGAACUUGGCUAAACUUGUCCUUAAGAAAAGGUAGAGUGGCGCAGUUAAGUCCAGGUUUUAAGACAAAAAAGCAAGUUCUAAUUUUCAGUCGUUUUUUUCUUCUUUUUUUUCUGUUUCAACACGUAAUAAAUGGUAUGCUGUGCAUACCACUGGUUAUCGAGAACCAAGCCCAUAAACUAGGUUUUGUCUGGUUCCUUCCUUCAACAACUUACUACAGUGGUACUAUCUAAGAUCAAUUGCUCCAGUUGAGUUUAUACCAGACUGAUUUACUUGGAGCGUCAAACCCAAACAAAUUUGUUCUACUACUACUAUUACUAGGUUCUUAUAUAGUGCUUUACCACACUUGUCCUGCAAGGUAUGUUUAACUACAUUUUGCUGUAUGAGGCCUAUUCCUUUAAAGCACCGUGUAAUGGUUUACAAGGUGAUGUGGCGUAGUAUGCUGCUACUAUCUAACCAGGAACACCGGGGAACACCCCUUCUCUCUUUUAAUAAGUGCAAUGGGUUCUUAUACAUGCAUUACACAACAAACAGGACCAAUGGCCAUCCAAAGGACGAAGCAGUGGUUAAGUGUCUUGCUUAAGGA